Molecule: messenger RNA, 801 nt
Organism: Guyanagaster necrorhizus
Lineage: Eukaryota; Fungi; Basidiomycota; Agaricomycetes; Agaricales; Physalacriaceae
Exons: 5
Coding region: 1-705 (234 amino acids)
Molecular function (GO): protein binding
Source: RefSeq, a predicted model, not a curated record
AUGACAGAAGAUACUCUUACCGAGGUCGUGAAUCUUGGUGGCCUUCCAACAUUUGUCCACCUUAUCCACAAUCGCGACUGGAUGGAUAUAUGUGGCAUUUCACGCUCCUGCCGAGUUGGCGUCAUCAGGGAUCUACGCUUCCCACUCGUGAUGGUAGAUAUCGACACGACCUCAAACAUCGACUUCCUUGUCACCAACGGGUACGUCACCCAAGGAGAGGCUGCCGCACCAGCACCAGGGGCACCAGCGGUCGUGCAAGCCAAAGCCUUGUGGGCAUACGACCUCGACGCCUCUGACCGCGACGACCUCUCAUUUACAGCUGGGAACAUCAUCACCAUCGUCGAAGAGACCAACGCCGACUGGUGGCUCGGGGAGUAUGGCGGCCCGGGGACACCUACGCCUGCGCCUGUCCCCCGGACCCUGCCUCCGGCGUUCACCCCACCGACCGGUGUUCGAUCGGUACCUCCAGCUCCCACAGAGAAGAAAGAGUACAAGCCGUUCAUGGCUACUCAUUCAAGUGCCAACGCGCCUCCGCCUCCUGGGGCAGGUACGAACUCCGUUGGCCUUCAGCAGGACGCGGGUCAAGAUGGGAAGAAGAGCAAGUUUGGCAAGUACGGUAAUACGAUGGCCCACUCUGCGGCUGGAGGUGUAGGGCUCGGUGCUGGGGCUGCUAUCGGCGGCGGCCUUGUUAGAUCGAUAUUCUAAUUAGAGAGACGGUAUUUUAUUUGUGCUGCACCGUAUUAUUUAUUUUAUUGACUCUAUACCAUAUUCGCAUUGAACGAAGACUUUCUUUUUUGCUCC